Messenger RNA from Conger conger (European conger), 1680 nucleotides. RefSeq lists its product as uncharacterized. The transcript has 7 exons. The record is from RefSeq and is a predicted model, not a curated record. Gene Ontology annotation, cellular component: membrane; endoplasmic reticulum. The coding region runs from base 317 to 1324 and encodes 335 amino acids. Gene Ontology annotation, molecular function: chloride channel activity. Lineage: Eukaryota; Metazoa; Chordata; Actinopteri; Anguilliformes; Congridae.
GAAUCACGCUCUGCCACUGAAAGCUGAUUGUGAAUUUGGGAAUUAAAGAAGAACGGUCAGGAAUAAUCUCAGCAACUCUUUAAAAAAAUGUUAGUAAUAGUGCUAUUAUAUUUGGACGUUUCGUUCGUGAGCUAUUGAAUUCGAACGAAUAUACAACGAACUUUAAGGAAAUAGGCUUGAGCACUGUGCUAUACAUAAUGUCUUUGUUCGCGUCCAAAACAGUUGCGAAACCGAAACUGGAAAAAAGAAAAUCUCCGUGCACAGUGAAUCGGCUACGAUAGAAGAUAUCACGCAUUUCAAACAAUUUGAUGUGUAAAUGCAGUACUUUAAUGAUCCAUUAACAGCAAAGUGUAGGCUAACUUGCUCUAAGCCGAAAAUAAAGUCUAGUUUGCGUAAAACUGAUUACCUACCGCCACGUGUUGCUAGCCAAGGAAUAGUUACAAUGACACCUCGAUUUUUUACAUUUGUUUUCCUGGGAUGUACUCUUCCAAAUGUGAGAGGAGAGGAAGACGACUGGAUCGAUCCAUAUAACAUGACGCAUUACGAUUCCACAUCAAAAACCAUGAGAAACAUCCCUGAAGUGCCAAAGAAGGCUGAUACAGAGGGUAUCGCAAGCAGAUAUCUGGAUGAAAAGGAAUCCCCAGAAAUAUCCGAAUGUUUUCAAAAGCUCGUCAAUUUACAGAGAGCUAUUGAAGACGUAAAGCACAAAACAUCUGUUCUAAAGCAACACCCUGAGUUUAUUUCUGCCCAAAACAGCAAGUUGAACCAACUCCUCAAGAGCAUUGAACAGCUCAGAAUACCCCAUGACGAUGAUUUUUGCCAUCUCCCUUGGCUGUGCAUUCAUCUUGAGGAAGCCAGAAGGUUCAUUUCUGUGACUUUUCACGAAGUUGCAACACACUUCACAAACUUCACAUCCAAUGUCCUGUCUGAACCAGGUGUCACACGCUCACUUUUACCAUUGGGCUGUGUUACCAUUCUGCUUUUGUUUGUGUGCUGCAGGAAGCGGCGGCGAGGACAGUUGGUCCUUCGAGCAGAACGUGAGCAGGAACAAGAAAAUGACCAGCAGAAUGAUGACCUGGAACAGGAACAGGCACAGGAACAGGAACAGGAAGGAGAGAGAGACAACCCAGAUCCCAGGCACCAGGGCCAAGAAGCGGCCCCUCCUGUGGAAGAUUUGGGUCCUGAACAGGUGGAAGAGAGGCGUGCUUCAGAACCACCGGAGCAGGGGUCCGAUGCUUCAGGAGAUGAAUGCUGUGAUGAGAACUACUCCAUCACAAAGUUGCCCGUAACUGAGACUGAACCAGAUGCGCAACACUGUACGUGACUGGGACCCGCAAGGUCGGUGGUUCGAUCCCCGGUGUAACCACAAUAAGAUCCGCACAGCCGUUGGGCCCUUGAGCAAGGCCCUUCACCCUGCAUUGCUCCAGGGGAGGACUGCCUCCUGCUUAGUCUAAUCAACUAUAAGUCAGUUUCGAUAAAAGCAUCAGUCAAAUGACUUGUAAUGUUAAGUUUGGGAUCGCAAAGAAAAGGUUUGGUUUCAGAAUGACUUAUUUUCUCUUUUUGUUUCAUCAGGUUUGUUAGGAUGUAUGUUCAUUUUGUUUGUGUGUUUUUCCACUGUCAAUUUAUAAACUUUGUGCACUGGGACAUAAUUAAGGACAUUAAAACUGUACAUUUUUGAAA